AUGAUUGGGUACUGGAGGGAUGAUAUUAAGACCCGGGAGGUCAUUGAUGAAUGUGGUUGGUAUAGAACAGGCCAAGGUUAUAUGAAAAUCAUUGGCAGAAUAAAGGAUAUCAUUGUGAGGGCGGGUGAAAAUAUAUACCCCCAGGAGGUGGAGGAUGUUUUGGACAAAAAUCCAGCCAUUUUAAAAGCUUAUAUAUGCGGAGUUCCUGACGAUAGGAUGGGCGAGGAGGUGUGCGCGUGGAUUAAGCUCAACGAUAACCCGGGUGAUAAACUUAAUGAUCAGGAGGUGAAACAGUAUUGCAAACAACGGAUGGCAAAAUACAAAGUGCCCAGGUACAUCAUGUUCGUGGGGCAGUUCCCGUGCACUCCGGCCGGUAAAGUGAAAAAGUAUUCGAUGCGCGAACAGUCGUGCCUUAUGUUGGGUCUCACGGAUGUCAACAACAAUUUGGAGCACUUUGUAGUUAAUACUUAUAAUAAAAGCAGGGAGCCGCGUGACUUUUAUGGCAAACGGGUAUUGGUAGUAGGGGUGGGCAGUUCUGGCACUGAUAUUGCCGUCGAGGUGUCAAAUGUGUGCAAUAUUGUGAAAAACCUAUUUAGUAUUUGCUAUACUUUGGUCAAUAAGGUAUACCUGUCCAGUCGCAGUGGGUGUUGGCUUUAUAAAAGGGUAGGCCCUUAUGGACUACCACUUGAUAUAUUCGGAUUCCGGCGUUAUCUGGCCUGGAUGUUUGACGGGCCCGCAUAUCCACUAUUGUGUUGGGCGAGCCAACUGUACCUGAACCCUAUAUUUAACCCUAAAUUAUACGGACUUCAGUCGACACAUAAAGUCUUCUCACAUAAUAACACAGCGGUUAACGACGAUCUGCCCAAACGGAUCAUUACGGGCGCCGUUAGGGUUAAGCCGGACGUACAGGAGUUUACGGAAAAUGGGGUCAUUUUUAGUGGUGAAUCUCGUGAGUACGAGUGCGAUGUCGUGGUAUUUGGCACCGGGUACGAAUUGUCGUACCCAUUUUUAUCUCAAGACAUACUUCCCAUAAAUAACCCGGACUUUCGUCUAUACAAACAUAUGUUUAGUCCGAACGGUAAACACUCGCAUACAUUGGCCCUCAUAGGCAUCGUAUCAUCGGUGGGACCCUAUCUACCGGUGUUUGAGCUCCAGUGCCGCUAUUUUGCCCAAUUGAUGACCAAUAAGAUACGGUUGCCAUCGGAUAAGGAAAUGUCGAAAGAAAUUAAUUGUCGAAAAGAGUGGGUUAAAAAAUAUUAUCCAGGUUAUGAAAAGUAUGGUCGACAGGUACGGCAUGUACAGUAUAUGGAUGAGUUGGCUGUGUGUGUGGGCUGUAAACCAAAACUAAUGAAGUAUUUGUUCACUGAUCCCAAACUCUGGUGGCACCUGUUCUUUGGACCCUGCGUUCCCUAUCAUUACAGGUUAAAUGGUCCUAAUUGUUGGCCCGAAGCCAGAGAAACUAUACUUACGGUCAUGGACAGAAUUAAAGCACCUUUUAAAAAUGCUUGA
Molecule: messenger RNA, 1509 nt
Organism: Oppiella nova
Lineage: Eukaryota; Metazoa; Arthropoda; Arachnida; Sarcoptiformes; Oppiidae
Source: the annotation of a GenBank genome assembly